UAACUUAACUGCAUUAGAAACGACUUGUUUUGCUCACAUGAUAUAUUCCAUAUAUCGGACAACUCUUCUCAUACUUUAAUGGAAAAGAGUCACGAAAAGCCCUACUGGAUCGUUUGUUAGUGAACGUUCAAUACAUACAUGCCUUCUAGAUCUAGGCCCGCCAGCUGACUUCGACGUAGACGCUGAAGGCUGAGAAUGCAGCGAAAGAUUGAACUGCCCAACUCUCUGUUUCCCCUUCAUGAUCGACCAUCUUGAACAUAUAUAGUGCGCCCACAAGAUAACACGAAAGAUUGGGAACAUCUGAGCACCAUACAGUGUGGACCGAAAUUCGCUAGAUGUAGAAAGUGUAUUCAGUCAUAUUCUUGUCUUUUCAAUAAGCCAACCUCACUGGCUGAAUACAACGACCCUUUGCUGUGCACCUGUUCUACAUUCAUGAAUCUAUUCUGCUGCUGCCGUCGGCGACGUUCGCCAGAGAACGACCCAUUACUACCCAAGCACGGCGUCCGCAGCGCUCUUCAUAGACCUUCCCAAUCUCAGCUGAACAAGAUAACAGAAGUAUUUGGUGCCCUUCAAGCAGGAAAGUACCCUUCGCAAACGCAGCUGAAUGAUGCGCUGCGAGCUCUUUUAUCUUCCGAGCUGCUCGCUCAUUCAGAUCGCUCACGACUCAGUGAAACAAGCAAGGAGUUACUUCUGGAUAUAAGAGGAUUCAUACAAGUGCUAAUCCAAAUUGGCAUGGAGAAAAAUGAUGACGACAAAAUUCAAGACUUUAUGUAUCGCCUUAAACACAUUGAAUCCGAGGCUUUGCAUGCAGAUGUAGUUGUAGAUGUUUCUACCACCACGUCUCAGCCGGAAGUUGAAACUACAGCCCGGACUCUACCAUCGGAAGAGGAAGCCAAGAAUGACGGUCGCAUUCUGUUAAACUCUCUCUUCACGCUCCUCCGUCUGCUCAUCACUGCUAGUGUAUUUCGGUUCAUGCUCUUGGAUAUCCUGAAAGUUGUCCGUGAAGUUCUUGCGGACACUGCGGCUGACGUAGGUCAGAUUGCUCAGCAGGUGGAAGUCGCGGCAGAGUUGGCGGAGGAAACUAUAAGGCCUGAUGCGGAAGGUUGCCCUUCUCUCGAUAAUGUGACCAACGAGGAUUUUGAAAACGCAUUGGAAGGUGCCGGCAGAGAUGCUCGAGGGGCAACAGCCACAGCUGCGUCACAAGGCCCCGAACAAGUCAAGGCAGCUGCAAUGAUCAGGAUACAGAAGGCAAUCGCUCAGGCCCAUACCAACUCGACUUACCGUUCAGCACUUCGAAACCUGCAUACUUUAUUCCGCAAAUAUGCCUCGAAGGUAACUAUUUUGUUGAACACUGCUCAAGAUGCUGCUACUGCCUCCAAGUCUUCCACUCCUCCAACCCUCACGCCCAUCAUAUGGUCGGAUGAUCCUAAUGUGGCCCAAGCACUGUCAGAUCUGGACACACUGCUCACUCGUUUCGCAUCUGGGCGUUCUCCCGUCGCUCUCACUGAUGCCCUAUACCAAGUGAUUUGGGACGUAACGAAUAUUCCGACUGAAGUUGCUUCCUUAUCCAGCGGGGAGCAAGACCAGAUUCGCGUGUUUCUCCAGGAACUAGGCGCAUGGCUUGAUCGAGCCCUGUGUGACUCAAAGUAUGUCACCUCGACCACAGGUAAGGAGCAGCUGGAGAACCUGUAUGAUCGUGCCCGGGGUUUCGUCCGCUCGAAAUCAGCCCUAGACGUGAAGAUUGUUCGUGACAUACGAUCCCUCGUAGAUGAAACCGACAGCUUCCUCACCGCACUCUGUUCGGAUCCCUCCACUCUCAAACUCAUUCAGUCACUAGACAGAGUCGGCACCUCUCUUCCAGGAUUCUUUGCCAGCCUUGCAAACACAGCUGUUUCCCAAGGACUGCAGCUCGCGUCUGUGUCUCGACAAAAAGCCGUGCAAGUCCGUGAUGAGCUACUGCGUGACGUACUUACAUGGUUUCUUCCGCGACUUUUGGCCAUGGUGAAGGUACUUCCAAUGCCCCGCUUGGAAUACCGGGAUCAAACCAUUGAUGCAGCGAUUGAUGCACUUCUGUUGACUUCGUCCGCUGGAACCUCCCUCCUUCCAGACCAUGUCCGGGUACACUCUUACAACGAAAUAGCCUUGGAUUAUACGGAAUGCACCCCGCCCUCCUCCGCUGACCUAGCACCACCUGAGUCGGUCUUACAUUUGCCAGAAGCCGUCCAAUCGAAUUUAUCGACUUGCACAAGAAUGCGAGUGCAUCUAGAUGGUAUCAGAGUGGCUGCUUGGGACAUAGGGUAUUACGUCCGAUACAAGGGUCCCUUGAGACUUGGAUACGAAGACGAGGGUCUGGUCAACGCCGAGCUGGGAGAUAUUGGCAAACGAGGAUCCAGGGGAAGUGGAGGCAUUUCCGUCGAUGUUGAGCUCGAAAUUCAAACUGAGCCGACCAAGAGUGUGUAUGGUGGCCCCUUGUUCGAAGUGAAGGAUAUCCGAGUGGAUAUCCCUCGCCUCAGCUUCAGCCUAUCGCAUACAAAACACCCUAUCAUCAAUACCCUGAUUAUGAAGCCUCUGGCUAGUUCACUGGGGCGGCCAGUUGCAAGAUACUACUUAACGCACCAACUUCGGAAUGCUUUAGAAGGACUCUCAAGGCUCGCAGCUGAAUUUCUCGAAAUGUCAAAUCGGCUUGCUUCAGACCGGUCGACAGCGCCAUCGGAUCCUACUUUGGACGACUAUUGGACAGCUCUACUUCGAGUUGUGAACGCUUCCUGGUCUCACAGUGAUGUAUCCAAUGGGGGUGCUGGUGACGUUAGGGACAAUGCUGCUCCGGAAACAUAUUCCAAGAUAACUGCUAAGGGUGUCAUUCGCACCACCGUGCAUCCUUCCGACUCUUCGGGCGAGCAGACUAGUACCCUAGCCGUCGGAGUAGGUGCCCAAAUUCUGCCCGGAAAAGGCGGCCCGCAUGAUUCAAAAGAUUAUGAAUAUGCGCCCAAGGACAUGGCUCGGGAGGCUCUGGAUGAAAUUCAAGAUGCCGUGGAUAAAGGUUCAAAACAGGUUCAAGAGUUGGGACGCAGCGUCACAGAAGUGAGACAGAAAGGUAUGCAGUUGCAUCAUGGACUACAGAAUGCAACUGUCAGGGAGCAUGACAGGCAGGAAUCAGGCAUUAGCCAACAGGGGUGGAGGAGCAGUGCCUUUGAUUAGUAUCGACCAGGAUUUCAAUGUAUCCUGCGGCUCGGACAUAGUGGUAGAUGUUGGUAUGACCAUUUUUCUCUGUGCGCUUCGUAUUUGCGCUCGAUCCAGAGACCUUGUAAUACUUGGUUUCCUCAGACGCCAUCGAGUGGAACAACUGUCACGUCGGGAAUGCAGCAGAAUAGCGAGACGUGCUUCUGAGAAGUAGGAGUCCUUACAAGGUCCAUGUUCAAAUGAACCACCUCCGGUCACUAUUUUGAAGGACGAUAUCGGCUUACAUAGUAUGAGCCGAGUCAACAAACGAAUGACCAGCGAAACGCCGCAUGAGAAUAGAACAUUUACGUCGUG
Molecule: messenger RNA, 3534 nt
Organism: Somion occarium
Lineage: Eukaryota; Fungi; Basidiomycota; Agaricomycetes; Polyporales; Cerrenaceae
Source: the annotation of a GenBank genome assembly